AUGGCCGACCGUCUGACGGUCAUCAAGAUCGAGCCCAGAAAAGAUCACACAGAUGCAUCCGUUGAACUAUGGGCCCGCAGAGAUUGCGCGAGAUUGCGCGAUGUCCCGAAGAAGAAGAAGAAGAAGCAUACCACUAUCGCUGGACCCCACGAAGCCCAUCAACCCAUAGGCAAAGAUCUGGAUGGGCCACAGCAAACGAACUUGAGAUGA
Molecule: messenger RNA, 210 nt
Organism: Colletotrichum abscissum
Lineage: Eukaryota; Fungi; Ascomycota; Sordariomycetes; Glomerellales; Glomerellaceae
Exons: 2
Coding region: 1-210 (69 amino acids)
Source: RefSeq, a predicted model, not a curated record